Messenger RNA from Aspergillus alliaceus, 809 nucleotides. Its product is annotated as PaaI family thioesterase. NCBI's taxonomy places the organism in Eukaryota, Fungi, Ascomycota, Eurotiomycetes, Eurotiales, Aspergillaceae. Gene Ontology annotation, molecular function: fatty acyl-CoA hydrolase activity. The record is from RefSeq and is a predicted model, not a curated record. The coding region runs from base 74 to 547 and encodes 157 amino acids. The transcript is spliced from 10 exons.
CUUGAAAGUCUCGUCUCCUCUACCUCACUCAAUUUUUUUUCUGUAUAAAUCUUUCCGUACUUUAUAACUCACGAUGACGGCUUUGCGGUUCGUUAGAUCUGUUUGGGAGUCCUUUCGGGCUACAUCGGGAUUGGAGCCUCGUCUUUUGGACAAUCUUCGGUUGACUGCCGCAAAACCUGGCCAAGUAAAUUUCGAGCUAGAUAUCCAGAAAGAGCAUACAAAUCGUCUAAAUAUUCUUCAUGGCGGUACUAUUGCUAGUAUGGUGGACCUCGGAGGCUCUCUAGCUGUCGCCUCCUGUGGUCUGUUUGCUACCGGGGUCUCGACCGAUCUCAAUGUGACAUACCUGAGCUCGGGAGGUAAGAUAGGGGAUAAGAUCUUGGCUGAAGCUAGCUGCGAUAAAUUUGGGAAAACCCUUGCAUAUACCUCUAUCAAGUUCGUCAACAGCAAAGGCGAAGUUGUUGCCAGAGGAAGUCACACCAAAUACAUCGCACUGGCCUGGAAGGACCCACAGAACAUCGUCGAGGAGCUUGGCGGGCGGCGUUCUUGAGAAGAACAAGAGACAAAAGAAUGGCCAUGCUGUGUAAACUAGACCUCAAGGUGUUGUCGUUCACCUAUAUGUAUACCGGUGGAGUCCACCAGUGAGGCAAUCACUGUUAUAUAGAGAGAUGGCAUAGGCCUUACUAGUUGAGUUGUGUUCAUGCCUACGAGUUAACUGGUCGUGUAUAUAUAUUUGUGUCAGCGGUAGAGCUUUCCUGUAAGCUCUACGUAGAACGGUAGUGUCAAUUAAUGAAACUUGCCACGGAGAACGA